UCUUGUAACUGCGGGUGGUGGCAGCGCCAUUUUGAACGUGCAGCUACCGCGGCGGUGAUCCUCACCAGGCAGAGCAGCGCGCUAAGCGACUUGGUCGUCUUCUUUGACUUUUUCCUUCUAUAUUCCGUAUUUGUAGGUAUAUAUAGAGAUACGGCUGUAGCUCUAGAAUUAUAUCCGAAAUCUGAAUUGAACUAAGAUGAUGUUAAGGGGAAACCUGAAGCAAGUACGCAUUGAGAAAAACCCGGCCCGCCUUCGAGCUCUUGAGUCUGCCGCAGGCGAGAGCGAGCCAUCGGCCGCCAUGGCCCUCGCGCUGGCGGGGGAGCCGGCGCCACCUGCCCCGGUGGCUCCGGAGGACCACCCCGAUGAAGAGAUGGGAUUCACCAUUGACAUCAAGAGCUUCCUCAAGCCGGGCGAAAAGACGUACACGCAACGCUGCCGCCUCUUCGUGGGGAACCUGCCCACAGAUAUCACGGAAGAGGACUUCAAGAGGCUCUUCGAGCGCUACGGCGAGCCCAGCGAGGUCUUCAUCAAUCGGGACCGUGGCUUCGGCUUCAUCCGUUUGGAAUCCAGAACACUGGCUGAAAUUGCAAAAGCAGAGCUGGAUGGCACCAUUUUGAAGAGCAGACCUCUCCGAAUUCGUUUUGCUACACAUGGAGCAGCCCUCACUGUCAAGAACCUUUCGCCGGUUGUUUCCAAUGAGCUGCUAGAGCAAGCAUUUUCCCAGUUUGGUCCUGUAGAGAAAGCCGUUGUGGUUGUGGAUGAUCGUGGUAGAGCUACAGGAAAAGGUUUUGUAGAAUUUGCAGCAAAACCUCCUGCACGAAAGGCUCUGGAAAGAUGUGGUGAUGGGGCGUUCUUGCUAACAACGACCCCUCGUCCAGUCAUUGUGGAGCCUAUGGAGCAGUUUGAUGAUGAAGAUGGCUUGCCAGAGAAGCUAAUGCAGAAAACCCAGCAAUAUCAUAAGGAAAGAGAACAGCCACCACGUUUUGCUCAACCUGGAACCUUUGAAUUUGAGUAUGCAUCUCGAUGGAAGGCUCUUGAUGAAAUGGAAAAGCAGCAGCGUGAGCAAGUUGAUAGAAACAUCAGAGAAGCCAAAGAGAAACUGGAAGCAGAAAUGGAAGCAGCUAGGCACGAACACCAAUUAAUGUUAAUGAGGCAAGAUCUCAUGAGGCGUCAAGAAGAACUCAGACGCUUGGAGGAACUCAGAAACCAAGAGUUACAAAAACGGAAGCAAAUACAACUGAGACAUGAGGAAGAGCAUCGACGCCGUGAGGAAGAAAUGAUCCGACACAGAGAACAGGAGGAACUGAGGCGACAACAAGAGGGCUUUAAGCCAAAUUAUAUGGAAAAUAGAGAACAGGAAAUGAGAAUGGGUGAUAUGGGUCCCCGUGGAGCAAUAAACAUGGGAGAUGCAUUUAGCCCAGCACCUGCUGGUAACCAAGGUCCUCCUCCAAUGAUGGGUAUGAAUAUGAACAACAGAGGAACUAUACCUGGCCCACCAAUGGGUCCUGGUCCUGCCAUGGGACCAGAAGGAGCUGCAAAUAUGGGAACUCCAAUGAUGCCAGAUAAUGGAGCAGUGCACAAUGAUAGAUUUCCUCAAGGACCAUCAUCUCAGAUGGGAUCACCUAUGGGGAGUAGAACAGGUUCUGAAACCCCUCAAGCACCAAUGAGUGGUGUAGGUCCUGUUAGUGGUGGUCCUGGUGGUUUUGGUAGAGGAAGCCAAGGGGGCAACUUUGAAGGCCCUAAUAAGCGUCGUAGAUAUUAAACAUUAUUUCAUUCCUGGCUACUAAGAGAAAAAAAACCUCAGUGGUAUGCCUUUACACUUUUACUUGUUACCUGGAAGAAAUGGUUUUAUUGUUAAUGUAUGUAGACUUUAAAGUUUUUUUUUGUAAAACUUGAGGUUUUUGUAUUUUUCUUUAUUCAUACAUAACCUUUGUAGAUUAGAAUGGUAAUGAUGAUGCUCAUCAUUGUGAAUGUUAAAAUGUGUUUGUGACUUUAGCUAAAUAUACAUAUGCCAUAGAACUGUGAAGUCUGUGUAGUUACUUAAUCUUAAUAAAGAAAUCAUUUUGGAUAAUUUACAAAUGUUAUUAGUAGUAUUCUCUCAUAGUUUUACUAAACUUUGCUGUAACAGUAAUACUUUGGUUGCUUUAAUUAAUCCCAAUGAUUUAAAAAUGAAAAUGAUUUUCUCCUUUUUAGUUUUUGCAAGUAGCACUGAAGAUAGAAGCUUAGUGAACAAGCUAAUGUCAGUAAGGGGUGGAUAAAAAUAGUACGUUGGGGAGGGAUGUGGGAAUGGGUUUACAUUUGUAUAAAACCAUGAUGUUCUUUCUGUGAAAUCAGAGUUGCUGUCUACAUUUCAUAUAGAUUCUGAAUAUUCAAAUAUUCUGAGAAGGAAUAUUAAGGAUAUCUUUGUCCUGUGCUGAUUUUUUCAAAUAAACCUUUUGAAUCUUGGAAAAAAAAAAACUGUUUGGAGGCAAAUCUCUUUUGCUUUUAAAAUUAUGCCUAUUUGUAAUCUUAUCUGCCAUUAUUUGGUGUCCGUAUCUAGAUCUUACCCUUUUAAUUUUCUUUUAAAAUAAAAAAAUACUGUUAGGUUGGAUUUUAAAAGAGGAUUUGGUGUGGUUUAGAAUUGGUUAUUUCUUGAGAGUGUUUACAGAAGUAUUAAAGAUGGAUUAACUUUGUGGUGUUGUAAAUAUCAUCCUAUAGUUAAGUCCAGUAAACUUGUCUGACAGGCCAGUUGUGUUUGUUUCCAAGGAAUACAGUUCAAGUGGUGAUUUAAAAAAGAAAAAAUUAAUUUGAGAAUGGCUGAGAUCAUUGUAUCAGAUUAGUUCCCUCUACUGUCAAAUAGGUAUUUUGAAGUUUGAUUUUCAGUACUAGGAAUAAACUGGUUUUUAUCCCAUUAUAAUUGUUAUUCUAAAACAAAGUCCUUGUUAUAUUUAAAGUUUUGUAUGUUAGCCAUGUUUAAUUUAAAAUUAUGUUUAAGGAAUUAUAUAUUUACAUUAAGCCACAAAUCUGAUGCAUCAGCUAUUGAUUAUAACAUAGUUAUUUCUCACAUUUUAGUGUGUUACUGUAUCAUGCUUUUAGCAUUUUUAUGAAAACUAUUCUGUUUUAAAAUGAACAGUAUGUAAAAAUUAACUUGUUUUUGCAUGGUAUUUGUUUAUGCUGGAAGGCAUACUUUGUAAAAAAAUAAAUUCGGUUAAUUUAAAAUCUUGCAUAAAAGCAGUUGUGAAGCAAAAUUGAGAUGCAUUCUUUUGUAACAUUUUUCUUUUGUACUGUUUCACAUAUUUUUUAAACACAUCUGUAUGGAUAGAAUUAUUUUCUAAAAUUUGCAGUAUUCAUAGGCUUUUGUUUUUUGGCAAAUACUUGAAAACACGAUUUGGAAGUUGUAAGUAAUAGUCAAAAAAGAUUGUUCUCAUCACAUUUUCCACGUGUAUGAUGAGUUGACAGGGAGUGGAAUUUAAUUAGUUGCAGUGUAGGGAGUUUUAACAUUAACUAUAAUUUUUAAAUGAUACCUAUUGCACCUAAAUAUACCUUUCCCAUCAUCUUUAUUUUUAUUCAUAUAAUCCCAGGUAAUUGCUAGCUUUGUAUUUUGCUUCAAAACUGAAUUAAGAGUGGGAAAGACUUGAUCCUUUGAUGUUAAUACCAAGCUGUCUUUGGCCAAGGCUGUGAAAUUCUGUAACAUUGAUUCAAGAACAUUUGAAAGCCAGUACACAAAGAGAUGUCCUUAUCUCCUGAAUGUUCUAGUGUCCGGCUCAACUCUGGCUCCAAGAAUAAAGUUCUACACAGCUUUUUCCCUGCAUCAAGAAAACCUUUGUUCCAGUAUUUACCAAGUUUACCCUGGGAACAGUCAGCUUCUGAGUGACAGUCAAGUGGAGCAUCUGUGAAUCCCCAGUUACUCAGUUUUUAGUGUUUUUGUAUGAACAACUUUGUGGCUGGUUCAGUCAGUAUUUUUUCUUGUGAAUUAGUAUACAGACUGAGGAAGAUAUUUGAAUAUCAUUUGCUUAAAAGCAGUAGAUAUAAAAAUAAAUAAUAUUAGCUUUUCUAA
This is a messenger RNA of Mustela erminea (ermine), 4036 nucleotides long. It is a transcript of the gene PSPC1, whose product is annotated as paraspeckle component 1. Gene Ontology annotation, cellular component: nucleus. The coding region runs from base 197 to 1762 and encodes 521 amino acids. The transcript is spliced from 9 exons. Lineage: Eukaryota; Metazoa; Chordata; Mammalia; Carnivora; Mustelidae. The record is from RefSeq and is a predicted model, not a curated record. Gene Ontology annotation, molecular function: RNA binding. Gene Ontology annotation, biological process: regulation of DNA-templated transcription.